This is a messenger RNA of Alligator sinensis (Chinese alligator), 2723 nucleotides long. RefSeq names its product mitofusin 2 (gene MFN2). The transcript is spliced from 18 exons. The coding region runs from base 196 to 2469 and encodes 757 amino acids. Gene Ontology annotation, biological process: mitochondrion localization; mitochondrial fusion. The record is from RefSeq and is a predicted model, not a curated record. Lineage: Eukaryota; Metazoa; Chordata; Crocodylia; Alligatoridae. Gene Ontology annotation, molecular function: GTP binding; GTPase activity. Gene Ontology annotation, cellular component: mitochondrial outer membrane.
AUGCGAGUGGGGCCAAGGCCUGAGCAGGGCAGGGCAGGGCUGGGCUGGGCUGGGCGGGUCGCGGCAGUGAUGUCGUACAAGGGUUCGGCGUCCUUGGAUGACGAUUCCUGGGGUGUCAUGGCGGCCUGGCGUGCAGGACGGUGAAGGUGAGAGGCGGGGCGCAGGGCAGCCGGGUCCCGCCGGCCGCAGAGCGCAAUGUCCCUGUUGUUUGCUCGCUCCAACUCCAUAGUUGCAGUGAAGAAGGAUAAAAGACACAUGGCGGAAGUAAACGCUUCUCCGCUCAAACACUUCGUUACUGCCAAGAAGAAGAUCAAUGGCAUUUUUGAACAGCUGGCUGCAUAUAUCCAGGAAAGUGCUACUUUCCUGGAAGAAACUCACAAGAAUGUGGAGCUUGACCCUGUCACCACAGAAGAGCAGGUAGUGGAAGUCAAAGGUUACCUGUCAAAAGUCAGUGGCAUCAGUGAGGUGUUGGCCCGACGACACAUGAAAGUGGCUUUUUUUGGCAGGACAAGCAAUGGCAAAAGCACGGUGAUAAAUGCCAUGUUGUGGGACAAAGUCCUUCCCUCGGGGAUUGGACACACCACAAACUGUUUCCUCCGUGUGGAAGGGACAGAUGGCCAUGAUGCUUUCCUGCUUACUGAAGGCUCAGAGGAGAAGAGGAGUGUCAAAACAGUAAACCAGCUGGCUCAUGCGUUGCAUCAAAAUGAACUUCUGAAUGCUGGUAGCCUUGUCAGUGUAAUGUGGCCAAACUCCAAGUGUCCUCUCUUAAAAGAUGACCUGGUGCUGAUGGACAGCCCAGGCAUUGAUGUGACCACAGAGCUUGACAGCUGGAUAGACAAGUUCUGCCUGGAUGCUGAUGUGUUUGUGCUGGUAGCAAACUCGGAGUCCACGCUAAUGCAAACGGAGAAGCAGUUCUUCCACAAGGUGAAUGAGCGUUUGUCUCGGCCCAAUAUUUUCAUCCUGAAUAACCGCUGGGAUGCAUCGGCCUCUGAGCCAGAGUACAUGGAAGAGGUGCGUCGGCAGCACAUGGAGCGCUGCAGCAGCUUCCUGGUGGAUGAGCUGGGCGUGGUGGAUCGAGCUCAGGCUGGGGACCGCAUCUUCUUUGUGUCUGCAAAGGAAGUGCUGAACGCUAGGAUCCAGAAAGCCCAGGGGAUGCCAGAAGGAGGUGGAGCACUGGCAGAGGGGUUCCAAGUUAGAAUGUUCGAGUUUCAGAACUUCGAGAGACGAUUUGAGGAAUGCAUCUCACAGUCUGCAGUGAAAACCAAGUUUGAGCAGCAUACAGUGAGAGCCAAGCAGAUUGCAGAGGAUGUCCGUCUCAUCAUGGACUCGGUACAUGUUGCAGCCCAAGAGCAAAGGGUUUAUUGCCUGGAAAUGCGUGAGGAUCGGCAGGAGCGCUUGGGCUUCAUUGAAAAACAGCUGGAGUUGCUCACCCAGGACUAUAAGCUGAAAAUAAAACAGAUCACAGAAGAAGUGGAGAGACAGGUGUCCAAUGCAAUGGCUGAAGAGAUCCGGCGGCUCUCUGUGUUAGUAGAUGAAUACCAGAUGGACUUCCACCCAUCCUCAGUUGUCCUCAAAGUUUACAAGAAUGAACUGCAUCGACACAUUGAGGAAGGCCUGGGCCGUAACAUGUCAGAUCGUUGCUCUAAUGUCAUCACUGCCUCCCUGCAAACCAUGCAGCAAGAAAUGAUAGAUGGAUUAAAACCACUUCUCCCAGUCUCUCUGCGAGGCCAGGUAGACCUGUUGGUCCCUCGCCAGUGCUUCACACUCAGCUAUGACCUGAACUGCGACAAACUUUGUGCCGACUUCCAGGAGGACAUUGAGUUCCACUUCUCUCUUGGCUGGACUAUGCUUGUGAAUAGGUUUUUGGGACCAAAAAAUAGUCGUCGGGCCUUGAUGGGCUAUAAUGACCAGGUUCAGCGUCCUAUACCUUUAACCCCAGCGAAUCCCAGUCUGCCUCCCCUACCUCAGGGCUCUAUGACCCAGGAAGAGCUCAUGGUGUCUAUGGUGACUGGAUUGGCAUCACUCACCUCCAGAACUUCCAUGGGGAUCCUCGUGAUUGGUGGAGUGGUCUGGAAAGCCGUGGGCUGGAGACUGAUUGCACUCUCUUUUGGCCUUUACGGGCUCCUUUAUGUGUAUGAACGCCUCACCUGGACCACGAAAGCGAAGGAGAGAGCCUUCAAGCGCCAGUUUGUUGAGUAUGCCAGCGAGAAACUGCAGCUCAUUGUCAGCUACACAGGUUCCAACUGCAGCCACCAAGUCCAACAGGAGCUUGCUGGGACAUUUGCUCACUUGUGUCAGCAGGUUGAUCUCACGCGGGAAAAUCUUGAAGAGGAAAUUGCUGCCAUGAAUAAGAAAAUUGAGAUCUUGGACUCCUUACAGAGCAAAGCAAAGCUGCUCAGGAAUAAAGCAGGCUGGCUAGACAGCGAGCUCAACAUGUUCACGCAUCAGUACCUGCAGCAGAGCAGAUAGUGUGGGAAGUUGAGACAACACCCUCUCUCUUCAACACUCUCUUAACUCCUGCAGAGAACAUGGUGGGUGAUGGAGUCCCUCAGAGGCACAAGCAUGCGCCCAUGCUGUGUCCUUUCACCAAGUGAACGAUAGGAUUCUGCUUCCAUGUGUUGUGUCCAGCCUCUAAACACUACUUAUUUAUAAGUCUUAUUUUUGCCUGCUGGGUAAUGAGAUGAUUCCAGGAGGAAUUUCUGCUUCAUACAUUGACAGGGGGC